Messenger RNA from Cyprinodon tularosa, 1902 nucleotides. It is a transcript of the gene akt1s1, whose product is annotated as AKT1 substrate 1 (proline-rich). Bases 435 to 1487 code for a protein of 350 amino acids. NCBI's taxonomy places the organism in Eukaryota, Metazoa, Chordata, Actinopteri, Cyprinodontiformes, Cyprinodontidae. The record is from RefSeq and is a predicted model, not a curated record. Gene Ontology annotation, biological process: negative regulation of TOR signaling; neurotrophin TRK receptor signaling pathway; negative regulation of protein kinase activity. Gene Ontology annotation, cellular component: cytoplasm. The transcript is spliced from 6 exons.
GCUAGCUUUCUCCUGCUGGUGUCGAGGCUAGCUAAGGGGGAGAAACGGUGGGAGAAGGGCAGAAAGCGUGGGGUAAAAACACAGAUUAAACUCGGUUAACACCUGGCAGUGUUGAAGAAAGGUACCGAACAGGCAUCACCAGCAGCUUGGUGACAUUUCUCCCGCGGCUCUCACCACCUCCCACCUACCAUAUCUUAGUUACCUGGUGCCUCUGUCCCAUGAAAAUUUGUGUUAAAUCAGAAACUAAAAGUUAAUUGACACCAGCAAAUUAAAAUCUGACACGUAUCGGCUACCAAAGGCAACAUCUUGUUUAGUUUUGCACCUUAGAUCGGUAUUUUUUGUCCAACCACUGAAGCCCCCAUUUUUAAAGACUUAGUCGCUCAUCUGAUCAGGCCAAUCUCUGUAAACUCUGUAGACUCCAAGAAAGCACCACCAUGGCCUCUGUGACCCACUCCUCUGAACCAGAGAUCCUAGACAACCACAAAGAGAGCUGGCUGGCUCUACUUUCAGCUGCGGAGGCCUAUUGCCAGAAGUCUGGCUGUGAUCUGGCCAUUCUCACAGCCUGUAAGAAGUUCCGGCCGACGGAAGGCGAGGGAGGGAAGAAGCAGGAGAGCGGCACCGGCUUCCCGAAGGAGUGCGAUUUCUCCUACAGUGUGUGGGGUCAGGGCUUCCUGGCCGAGUCGGCGCGCCGCUACAUGGACGACAUCGGCGUGCUGCACUCCACGUCCAUGCUGACGGCCCAGAAGCACACGCGGCAAACCGGUGGAGAGCAACGAACCAAGAUGUUGGUUGAUUUGACCUCUGAAACCGGAUACAGAGGGAGCUUCACCGGCGACGGCGUGGUGGGUGGAGUCAGUCCCAACAGCAGACUGUAUUCCCAGAGCUACCCGUCCAUCUACAGCCCGGACGACACGAGCCAGCAGGGCAUCGGGCAGAACGGCAACGCGGAGAGGGAACGGGAGAGGAGAGCUCUGGAGGUGGAGCGGGAGAGACAGCGGGCUGGGAUCGUAGAUCUGUUAGAGGAGGGGGAGGAGGUGGAAGAGGAGGAAGACAUGGAUGAGAGGCGGCCGUACGGAAACGAAAGCGCAGGUGUUUUCUCCAUGGACGAGGACUCGAUUUCCAGGGACUGUGAGCCGUUCUUUGAGUCCGACGGAGAGGAGGAGAGCACUGAUGGCUCGCUGAGCGAGGACGCCCCCCCACCACCGCGCGGCCUGGCCAUGGGGCAGCACGCUUUCUCGUCCCGCCACGCCCACCCCACGGCCCUGGCCCGCUCGCUGCCCGUGUCCGUCCCCGUGUGGGGCUGCAAGAGCAGCAGAGCCGCUCUGGGCGACAGCAACAGCGGAGAACGGCCGGGCUGCGCUGACCUGGAGCACAUCGCUGCAAGUAUGAAGGCCCUGCUGGUCCCUGGAGCCACCGACGGGACGGAGAUGUUCGGGGCCCUGCCACGGCCCCGGCUUAACACUGGGGACUUCUCUGUCAAGCACUGAGAGGGGGGGAGGGGAAAACCUGGAACGUGUGAAUCGGUGUAAAAGCUCCAAUCUGUUUAUCGUUUCAGCCACUAAGAAUAUCUGCAAACUCACAGGGUUAAAACAGUCGUGCAUAAAUGUCACGAACACUAAGAACAUCUUCAACACUACUACUAUUGCUCCCCCCACCACCACCACAAUAACAACACUUGGUUCAGACCGGUCUUGCGGUCAGGAGCAUACUGAGCCAUAGCGCCGCACAGGCAUGGGUGUCAUUUCGGUGAGCGGUUUGGCCAAAUAACCUGGAAGGGAUGAGAUCUUUGAUGCGAACCCAUCAGUAAACGAGUUUAAAAAGCCACUAUUAGACAAAAUCCUGCUUUAAUUCUGAGAAAUGUGGGAAAAUCUGGUUAGAAAUACUGAUUUAAAAAAAUAAAAA